This is a messenger RNA of Solea senegalensis (Senegalese sole), 1069 nucleotides long. It is a transcript of the gene bud31, whose product is annotated as BUD31 homolog. The transcript has 4 exons. Bases 102 to 536 code for a protein of 144 amino acids. Gene Ontology annotation, cellular component: spliceosomal complex; nucleus. NCBI's taxonomy places the organism in Eukaryota, Metazoa, Chordata, Actinopteri, Pleuronectiformes, Soleidae. Gene Ontology annotation, biological process: mRNA splicing, via spliceosome. The record is from RefSeq and is a predicted model, not a curated record.
GACACCAUCCGGUGACGUCAAAUUGUAGUGCCGAAGCCUUGUUCGCACAAUCAAAACGAUAACACGGAGACUUUAUUAUAUCUUCCAGGUAACACAACGAUAUGCCUAAAGUAAAGAGAAGUCGGAAGCCUCCUCCAGACGGCUGGGAGCUCAUUGAGCCCACAUUGGACGAACUGGAUCAAAAAAUGAGAGAAGCUGAAACUGAACCUCAUGAGGGAAAGCGAAAGGUGGAGUCCCUUUGGCCAAUUUUUAGGCUGCACCAUCAGCGGAGUCGAUACAUUUAUGAUCUCUUCUACAAAAGGAAAGCCAUCAGUAGAGAGCUAUACGAGUACUGUAUAAAGGAAGGCUACGCUGACAAGAACCUGAUUGCCAAGUGGAAGAAACAAGGCUAUGAGAACCUGUGCUGUCUGCGUUGCAUUCAAACAAGAGACACCAACUUUGGAACCAACUGCAUUUGCAGAGUCCCCAAGAGCAAGCUGGAAGUUGGAAGGAUCAUUGAAUGUACCCACUGUGGAUGCAGAGGUUGUUCUGGCUAGUGUGGUUUUUGGACAUGCAUUUUCUGAUGGACAUCAGGCCCAUCCUCCCUCCAUUGCACGCUCACAACCCUGUAGCAACAUGUUCGUUUGUCUCCUGCAUUAGAAAUAAUUUACAUCUUCAUCUUCAACACCAAUCGUAGCUGACCUGAUAGGGUAUCAUUAUUUGAUACUUUUUGACUCAAUUUUGGGAGCAAUGGAGAAUAACUGAGGGGCCAUUUUGUCUUAAACACAUUUGCUUUUAUGUUGUUGUUGUGUUUUGUUGCUUUUCUUUGCUUGUUUUUUUUAUUACACAUAGCAAAUGCCCUUGUUUCACAUCAAAAGCUUGUAGGCAGCUGUUUUUGGAUCAAGGAUGUCAUUCCAGCAAUUCACAUCCGCUUUGAAAAUCAUUCUGAAUUCUCAUGUGUUUCAUUUCUUGUAAGGAGGGCUGGGAGGCAGUUGAAUUGUGUAAAACGUCAUUCUUUUUAACCUGAAAACCUUUUUCCUCAACGUUGUUAUUGUAGUAUAAUUUUAAAUAAAGCAUUCUGGUUUACUCA